Molecule: messenger RNA, 3531 nt
Organism: Beauveria bassiana ARSEF 2860
Lineage: Eukaryota; Fungi; Ascomycota; Sordariomycetes; Hypocreales; Cordycipitaceae
Product: protein histidine kinase
Exons: 2
Coding region: 1-3531 (1176 amino acids)
Biological process (GO): phosphorylation; phosphorelay signal transduction system
Molecular function (GO): phosphorelay sensor kinase activity
Source: RefSeq, a predicted model, not a curated record
AUGAGGGUUGCGAUCCGAGAGCAGCUGGCCGCUCUCGUCAUCUUGGCCGUCUUCAUAUGCCUGAUUGUCGUCUCCGUUCCCACCUGGAACUUUGUCUACAACUUUGUCGUCGGUGUCGAGACCUCGAGCUUGGCCCUUACAGCCUCACUCAAGGCCACCCGCAUCAGUUCCGAAAUCAAUCUGCUCCUCAUCAUCUGCCAAUCCGUCGCCAGCCGCAUCCUUCUCCAGGAAGCCUUUGUCGACUUUUACAAUGGCAACGGCACAAAUCCCUUCGACUCGGCCCGCAAGGACAUUACCAGUGCCAUGACUAAUAGUCAAGUCUCUGGUCUGCUCCAAGCCCGCCUCUUUUCAAGAAACAUUACCGGCGCCGCUCAUAAGGGUCUUCUCAACGUCACCGCCGCAGGCAUAGGCAACAAAGAUGUCAACAUUGCCCUUCCCUAUCUUGCCCCAGACGGCCGACGCGCAAAUCUCAGCGAUACACCAUGGGGGUACCCCCCUUCGCUAUAUCCCAACAUCACCUAUCGACCCGUUGGAAAACUCAACCCCGCCGAGCCAGACACCAUGUCCUACGUAGCAGAUGCUUUCCCAAACACCAAGAUUAGCGACAAGGGCGGUCUAAUCCUUGGACCUCUAAUCGUCAACGAGACGUAUGCCCUUAUGUCUCUCACAAUUCCCGUGCGAUCCAACAACAACGCACGCUAUUUUCUAGGCUACAUGACGCUUGUAGUGUCCGCCACGUCUCUUCUCGACGUCCAGACAUCGCGCGAAGGCUUAGACAAGUCGGGUAUGGUCUUGAUAGUAGGUCCAGCUCAUCCCUCCAACAAAUUCAUCGGUGCCAUCACUCCUUCCAACGGUACCCGAUCUCCCGACAAAUCUGCUCUAGGCAACAUCAACACUCACUUCGUCCUCCCGCCUAUCACGCCUCGCGGCCAAGCCGAUAGGCAUGGAAAUCGAGACUACCAUAGCGGCAACUCCGGCACCGACUUCAAGCUCGCACAGUAUCAGAGCGUUCUCAAUGUAUACUACAACAACGCCACCCAGCUCAACAAUGCUACUGCCACAUUAUCCACCAAGAACGAGCAGGACGUUCCUGUAGCUGUUGGCAUUGCUCGUCCGCAGUCGGAACUCGUCGAUUGGGCCGUCGUGGUCGAGAAAGCGAGAUCGGAAGCAUACGGUCCCAUUUCCAAACUCCGCGUCAUUCUUCUUGCCUGCUCCUUUGGCACUGCAGGCCUCAUUCUAAUUCUUGUCGUUCCUUGCGCUCAUCUCGGUGUGAGACCUAUUCGACGCCUCAAAGAGGCCACCGAAAAUUCCGUUUGCCCUCCGGGUUACGAGGAAGACGCGGAUAACCUGAGCGACGGUGACGGACCAAGCUCCGGCGCAACUCGUACUACUUCAUCUCGCAGAGGCGGCUUAUUUGCCCCUAUACGACGCAGGUUUAAGAAGCGGAAAAAGGCAAUGACCCUAGCUGAGAUUGAUGCCCAUCGACGCAUAUUCAAGAUUCCCGGGCGUGUUACUCAAGGAAAACACUUCGUGACGGACGAGCUCACAGAGCUUACACAAACAUACAACGACAUGACAGACGAGCUCUUGAAGCAGUACACGCUCCUUGAUGACAAGGUCGCUGAGCGCACACGAGAGCUGGAAAUUAGCAAAAAGGCUGCCGAGGCUGCCAAUGAAAGCAAAACGCUCUUCAUCGCUAAUAUUUCUCACGAGCUCAAGACGCCCUUAAAUGGUAUCAUGGGAAUAUGCGCUAUCUGCAUGGAAGAUGAUGACGUUCGCCGUAUACGGUCGUCACUGAAGACUGUCUACAAGUCAGGUGAUCUCUUAUUGCAUCUGCUCGAGGAUCUCUUGAGCUUCUCCAAGAACCAAAUUAGUCAACAUGUCAGACUUGAGCGGCGAGAAUUCUGUCUCAACGACAUAAAGACCCAAAUCGAUGCCAUCUUCGAGAAGCAAUCGAGGGAAAACAAGAUCCAGCUCACUGUCGAUUAUAUAUCGUUCACUGAUUCGCACGACACAACAGAAGCGCAGCGUCGCAGUAUCGACGAGCGGUUACCAGCUUUAGGCCCCCCUGGGAUGGGCCGUCUCAAGGAGGUCUAUGUCAUGAGUGAUUGCCACCGUAUACUCCAAGUCCUCAUCAAUCUCGUUGGAAACAGCGUCAAGUUCACUCCAGCGGGUGGCAAAGUGAUGCUCCGCAUACGCUGCCUAGGCGAGGCAGAGCAGACUAGCGGUGACGAAUUGAGUAGAAACUCAUCUCUCUCCCGGUCUCCUUCUGUCGCCCAAGGCCGGCGCAAUCGCUUGCGGGGCCAGUCCGGCUCCAUCCACUCUGGCAACUCGGUCAUGGCGACGGCUGUCACGGAUGGCACCGCUCUCGAGAUCAAUCCCAUGGAGCCCAAGGUGGCUCCGUGUAUCUCUCCGCGCGAUCGGUCCGAGUCCCCAUCGCCAGUCAGGUACAAGGCGUACACCUUUGAAUUUGAGGUGGAGGACACUGGGCACGGCAUCCCCGAGCACAUGCAGUGCAAGAUUUUCGAGCCCUUCGUUCAGGGUGACGCCGGUUUGAAUAGGAAAUUCGGCGGCACGGGCUUGGGUCUCAGCAUCUGCGCCCAGCUCGUCAAGCUGAUGGGCGGCACCAUUGGUGUCAAGAGCGCGCCCGGUCAAGGGUCCAUCUUUACGGUGCGUAUACCGCUGGAGUACGUCAAGGACCGCACGCCGAGCCCGUCUUCAAGCAUUCGAUCUCGUGCAGGUAGCAUGGGCUUCACCGCGGACGAGACGCAGCACACUUCCCUCACAAGCGUGCCGGGCAGCAACGACUCGGCAGAAACGAGCAGCGCCGACAGCCCCGUCAAUCAUCAUUUGCCCAAAAACAAGCCGCGUCUCGUCGGCCUCAGUGCGCCAUUCUUUACCACGAACGAUGCCCCGCACACUGACAAGUGCUACAACGCGCCCGGCGCGCCCGGUCAUGUUAAAGGCAGGCUCAAGGUGCUGGUCGCCGACGACAACGCGACCAACAUUGAAGUGGUUAGCCGGAUGCUUAAGCUUGAGGAGGUGUACGACGUGACAGUGGCAAAGGACGGACAGGAGGCAUACGAGCUCGUCAAGGAGACGAUGGCGACGCCGCCGCCGCACACGCCGCCGCACAAGCAGUUUGACGUCAUCUUCAUGGAUGUGCAGAUGCCCAACGUCAACGGCCUCGAGUCGACGCGCCUGAUUCGCAAAAUAGGCUGUGUCGCUCCGAUUGUCGCCCUCACGGCGUUUUCCGAAGAGAGCAACGUCCAGGAGUGCAUGGCCUCGGGCAUGAAUGAGUUUCUCAGCAAGCCCAUCCGCAGGCCCGCCCUCAAAAAGGUCCUCUCCAAGAUUUCGACCAUUGAAGAGGAGGACGUCACGCCGUGCGCCAUAACACCGCCAUCGCAAAGCCAGAGCUCGGCGUCGCCGCGGCAGGGUCAGGGCUUGCAGGGCUCUCCGCCUCCGACGCCCCCAACAACGGGCGGCGACGAGCUGGAGAAUGUGGAUGAGAAGCAGACGAAUGGCGUAUAA